AUGUUGACCAUUCGGCAAGCGGAAGAAAAGAUCGCCCUCUUGAGCGCGAGAGCUGCCCAGAUGGAGGCCCACUGUCGCCGCGUUCAGCAUGCGGCACGGAAACUGGCCCCUGUCAAAAAGUAUGUUGAAGCCGUAUCAGAGCUCUUGGGAGAGACAGCUGAAGGCUCAGGAGAGAGCUUGAUGAGACGAAUGGUAACACUGCAGAGUACCAACGAGGAGCUGAAGAGACAACUCAGCGACGCUGUGGAUCGGCUGGAGCAAAGACGCCUCGAGAGCAAGGCACGGCAGCGCCUCCACCAAUCGCGCUUCGCGCCAAAGGUUUACAACCAGGAGGAGCCGAGUCCAACCUCCUCUACCCCGAAAGAUGCCGCGUUGCCCCCAGCCCGGUUCCUUGAUGUUCUGCAAGCGAAAGAGUGCCUAAAACAGAUAGGAGAGCUGGCGCGUAAAUACAAAGCUAUAAUCAAAGAUGCGGACGCCGAACGAGAGAAGACACGAAGACGAGGCCAGCGUUCGGCACUGCCCUGGUCCUUGACAAAAUUAUUCUCCAGCCGGAGCUCGCCCCGUGUAGGACCUCUGGAGACGUGUAAAACGGCGACGCUGGUGGCUACGUCACGAUCACCAUCUGCGGCCCGUGUUGCCGGUAGUCCUGGCUUUGUCAUUAGCAAAGGGGAUCGGUCUGAAACUGCAGCUGGAGACAGUGGCAGGAGCAGUCCUCAACCUCCCUUGGUCGUGCGGCAGCCGCUUUCUGUGGAGGUCGAAGUCCCUUCGGUGGUUGCAGGGGAGGACGUGGUCGAGUUUGUCUUUAUUAAGAUGAAUGGAGGAAAUCACCGCUCGCGUCCGCAAACCUGCAACACCUCAACGCUUAGCACUUCCGUGUAUCAAACCUCUGUCAGUGGACGGCAGUGCACCCAGGGGUCACAGUUGCAUUUCGGCUACUCCUCGCAGCAACAGCGACUGCUGCAUAGUCCUGUGGGGUCCGUCAAGACAGCCACACUUUCGCACAGCUCCGCGAGCGACAGAAUACCACUACCGUCGGAGUCGGGUAACAUGCCCGGGCAAAGAAGAGUGGUUGUUUCGCACAAUAAGCUCUCGCGAACGUCCUGGUUGACGCAAAAAAACAACAGAAAACGUAGCAAAAGUGCCGAAGAGGCAUCACCGGGUAGGAAUUCGUCUUCUCGGUGGGCAGUGACUCGAACAAAGGCCGCCCUCCAGCAGCAGAAAAAACGGGACAGCGCGGUGUCACUGCCAAAAAUCCUGGCUCCUGAUUCUUCGGCAGUAGAACGACGGAAAAAGCAGCGGAAUACAACCAAAACUGCGAGGCCGACGCUUGUGCAACCAACAUUCGGGUGUAUCGGAGCUGAUCUCGGAAGACCCACCGUUCCAAGAGCAGGAAACGGGAGUGUGACGCUGUCUCAACGCGUUAGAUUCGCCUGCGAUACCCCCCUGCGAAACUCGUCCUUUAGUCCUCCAGGCAGUUCGGAGCCAAGCAGGGGAGAACAACGUCUUAGAGCUUCUGAUUUAACGACAAAGGUUUCCCUGGGCAGUGGUUCAACAAGACCACCAAGCAUUCAAAGAUUCGCCGCCUGCAGCGAUUCAAUAUCAAUAGCGCGGAUGCGUACCAAAAAGACUCUAGGGAUUUCCUACAGCAACAGUUGCACAGAACUAAGGAAUAUUAAGGGUUUUCAAGCUGGUCAAGUACGUGAGCGCAUCGAGGCAAUGGUGUGA
Messenger RNA from Neospora caninum, 1725 nucleotides. RefSeq lists its product as hypothetical. The transcript is spliced from 5 exons. The coding region runs from base 1 to 1725 and encodes 574 amino acids. The record is from RefSeq and is a predicted model, not a curated record. NCBI's taxonomy places the organism in Eukaryota, Apicomplexa, Conoidasida, Eucoccidiorida, Sarcocystidae.